CGUUGCAGUGAAACACGUGUUGUCGGAAGUUCCUCCACUGUUGUGGUCUUCUUCUCUGGUGGGGGGGGGACAUGUGACUCCUCGAUGGCUUCACUGAGCACCCGUCUGCUGGUGCUACGAGCCGCCAGCCUCCACCGGAGCCCCGUCCACAGAUGGCUCUCCACCAGGGUCGGUGCUCCGGGGCGCAGGAACGUCCUCCUCAUGGGUCCCCCCGGGGCAGGGAAGACCUCGGUGGGGAGGACCGUGGCCCGCACGCUGGGACUCCCUGUCAUCGAUGUGGAUGACGACGUCUUGGAGACCACGUGGAAGAUGCCCGUGGCUGCAAAGCUGGCGGCCGUGGGGGGGCAGCGGUUCCUGGAGGAGGAAGGUCAGGCCCUGUGCGGCUUGUCCGCCUCCGGGUGUGUCGUGUCCCUCACGGGCUCGAACCCGCUCCACGCCGAGGCGAUGCAGCACGUGAGGCGGAGCGGCGUGGUCGUGUACCUGGACGUGGACCUCGAGGACAUCAUGCUGAGACUCACCAGGAUGAAGGUGGACCGGAUAGUGGGUCAGGAGGCGGGGGCGGGGGCGUCCCUCUGGGACAUUCUGCUCUACAGGAAGCAGUUCUAUGAGAAGUGGCUGGACGUGCGCGUGCUGUGUGGGACAGGGGACACGGUGGAGGACGUGGCCGAGAAGGUAGUGAAGGCUGUGGAGAGAUAUGAAGGUCACGCUGCAGACACCUACGUGUCCACCAGGGGGGACAGCGGGGGGUCCACCCACUUCAGUGAUGUUGUUGUAGAGGGUCUGGCCACAGAUGGAGGCCUCUACGUCCCCAGAAGUGGAAUCCCACAGCUCGAUGCUGGGGAGUGGCGGAGACUGGUGGACAUGUCCUACCCAGAGAGAGCGCUGGUUCUACUUGAGAAGUGCAUCCACCCACUGGACGUCAGCGCUUUGGACCUCAGGACGAUGGUGUUCAAGGCCUAUGGGUCGAACUUCUCCAGUGAGGAGGUGGCACCUGUCAAACAUCUCCACCUCAACCAGUACGUCCAGGAGCUUUUCCACGGCCCCACGGCUUCCUUCAAAGAUCUCGCCUUGCAGCUGAUGCCCCAGCUCUUCGCCUACUGCCUCCCGCCCAUGUGCAACUACCUCAUCCUGGUGGCCACGUCCGGGGACACCGGGAGCGCAGUGCUCAGCGGCUUCAGGAGCCUCGCCGGGGCUGACCGACAGAAGACCGGCGUGCUGGUGUUCUUCCCGGAGGAAGGAGUCAGUGAGAUCCAGAAGCUGCAGAUGAUGAGCUACAGGGAGGGCAACGCCAGGGCCGUCAGCGUCCUGGCCGACUUCGACUUCUGUCAGAGGAGCAUCAAGAGGAUGUUUGGAGAGAGCGGGCUGACGGGGCACCUCGCCGUGGAGUACGGGACCGUCCUCAGCACCGCCAACUCCAUCAACUGGGCCCGGCUGCUGCCACAGCUGGUGUACCAUUCCUCAGGCUAUCUGGAUCUGUGCCGGGACGGUGUUAUCACGUUCGGGGAGCCCGUUGAUGUUUGCAUCCCGACCGGCAACUUUGGCAACGCCAUGUCAGCUCUGUACGCCAAGCGCAUGGGCGUCCCGAUAAGAAAAGUCAUCUGUGCGUCCAACCACAACCGCAUCGUCACCGACUUUAUCACCACGGGCCAGUAUGACCUCCGGGGGCGGCCGCUGAUGCUCUCCCACUCCCCGGCUAUAGAUAUCCUGAAGUCCUCCAACCUGGAGAGGUUUAUCUACCACGUGUCAGACGGAGACAGUCGACUCGUCAGGGACCUGUUCACACGCUUGGACAGGCAGCAGCACUUCCAGGUUCCUGAGCCUCUUCUUGGCAGGAUACAGCAGGAGGUGCUGGCUGGCUGGUGCUCUGAGGAGGACUGCCUGGCCGCCAUCCAGAGGGUUCACACACAGACGGGCUACGUCCUGGAUCCACACACCGCCGUGGCUAAAGUGGUGGCAGACAGGCUGCAGGACGGCUCGUGCCCCGUGGUGCUUUCUUCCACCGCGCACUACGGGAAGUUUGCUCCCGCUGUGUUCAAAGCUUUACGAAUCCCAAAUCUUCCAGAGGAUCCCGUCGAGCAGCUGAAGAAGCUCGGCUCGACCGCGUCCAGACCUGAAAUGCACGGAGAGAUGAUGAAAUGCCUGAAGGAACGCAGCAGGGGGGGGCACACUGUGUGUCAGGCGGAGUACGGUGUGCUGGUGGAGGAGGUGGAGAAAAUGAUAAACGACUCCUUCCUCAAAGUUAUGUAGGUUUAUUUGACCUGCUCCAAGGAAAUCAUGUUUUUAAUCCCAUGUUGGUUUGUUUUUCAGCAGGAUUACGAUAAAUUUACAUUAAUGAAAUGACCUGAAACGUCCGGAGAGAUCUCGUAAAAUAAGAAAAAACAAUUCGCUAGGUUCAAACAUAAGAAUAAAAGCAAGCUUACUAAUAAAAUAAAUACAUUUCAUAUAUCAAUUAUAAUAAAACAGAAAGAUUAAAGAAAGAAAUACCAGAUAUAAACAGGUAUGAUGAUAAUUUGAUCAUCAAAAGGCCAAAUCCUGCCCCAGCCUUUAGCAUUUCAUUCUACUGUCACAGAUCUCUAAUGUGGUUUCAAGCUGGAUUGAAAGCCCAUUGAUUACACAACAUCUCUAAACAUCAUUAUCUAGAAUCCCGGCCCACUAGAGGGGGGUGUCUGCUUAGCCACUGAUGGGUGGGAACACUGGUACCUGCUACAGGAUCCAUAUACCUAAAUAUUACCUAAAAGGGAAUUCCUGGCUAAGUCAGAGACCAUUAGACAAUUUAAAUCAAAAUCUACUGAGAUAAUCAUUUUCUUAAGUUUAACUUGUACUUAAGGAUUGAUCGUGUGAUUGUGUAGUUUAAUUUGAUCGAACUCUCUUGUGUUACAUAUUUUACAGUUAUAAGAACUGAUAGGAAAAUUACAUAAAAACACGUUUCUAUUUAUCAAAAUGUGCCAAUUAUUAUCUUAUUAGUAAAAAAUGAAAAACUAGGUAAACCAUAGAAAACUGUGAAAAAAAUAGGAAACGAUUAAAAGCCUUUUGAAGAUCGUACAGAUGUUACAGAUGAGAAAAAACAAGAUAUAGAUCAGAAGUUGGAUAAAGCGCACGUAUAAAAAGUGAAUUUUAUAGACAUUUAUUAAACCUCUCAGAGUAGAGGGGGUGAAAAACCUUUGGUAUAUGACUCUUUCAAAAUAAGACAUUUCCUGUGUCUUUUUAUUCUUUGGAUAAAUACAGAAUAAAAUCGGUAGUUUGACAUUUCAGAAGAGAAUUUAUACCACCACCUAUGUUUAAUAUAAACUGAUGUACUGCCGUAAAUAUCCAACCAGUGUAAAUGUCAACGUGAAUGACAGUGUUAGGAUUUUGUCUUUUCAUUGAUUCCUCUGAUUCAUGUCAUUUUAAUGUCCCUGGAUUCUGGACUGAAGCUUCAUUGCAGCUGAUGCUGGAUGUGAUUUAAAUGCAUGUUAUUGGGAAACACUCUGCAGAGGAAGUGGCUGAAAUUACAGCCUGUGUUUCCUCCUGACCUUAUCAACCAGGAAGGGCAGCGUGACCCCAGAAACACCCGAGACUGGAAACUGAUAGAUUUCAGAUGACACUCACACCAGGAACCAUGCAUCUGCUGUUUCAUCUGCAAGGACAUGAACCUUCAUAUGGACACAGAAACAGAUUCUAUAUUUUCUCAAUGCUUUAUAAUACAAAUAUAUAUUUUACUGAUGUGAA
This is a messenger RNA of Platichthys flesus (European flounder), 3708 nucleotides long. Its product is annotated as threonine synthase-like 1. The coding region runs from base 85 to 2247 and encodes 720 amino acids. Gene Ontology annotation, cellular component: cytoplasm. Gene Ontology annotation, molecular function: pyridoxal phosphate binding. Gene Ontology annotation, biological process: amino acid metabolic process. Lineage: Eukaryota; Metazoa; Chordata; Actinopteri; Pleuronectiformes; Pleuronectidae. The record is from RefSeq and is a predicted model, not a curated record. The transcript has 2 exons.